This is a messenger RNA of Sinocyclocheilus grahami, 1357 nucleotides long. RefSeq names its product ATP-dependent RNA helicase DDX1-like. The transcript has 16 exons. Gene Ontology annotation, biological process: alternative mRNA splicing, via spliceosome. Bases 332 to 1261 code for a protein of 309 amino acids. Lineage: Eukaryota; Metazoa; Chordata; Actinopteri; Cypriniformes; Cyprinidae. Gene Ontology annotation, molecular function: ATP binding; protein binding; RNA binding. Gene Ontology annotation, cellular component: nucleus. The record is from RefSeq and is a predicted model, not a curated record.
AGUUAAUAUUUUAAUAUCGGGUGCAAAUGAUCAUUUGGUUAAAGAAAGAGCGUAUAUUUCGACAAGCCUGCGUAUCUGUGUCGGGCGGCCAUUCUGUGUUAGUAAGUAAAUCAUAUAAAAUAUUCUCCUCCUCGUCUUCUAGAAUAAUAUCACCUGCCAUGUUUUCAAUGAACUGCGCCCACAUCACACUACGGCGGUCUGCGAGACCGACGGAACUGAAGUGCGAAGGCGCGAUCCACACGGACCGUUGUUUUCUACGCAGCACUCUAUCAGAACCAGCACAGUGAGCACACGGUACAUCCGGCGGAGAGACUCGCAGGAGUUUGACACCAUGGCAGCGUUCGGCGAAAUGGGAGUGAUGCCUGAAAUUGCACAAGCGGUGGAAGAAAUGGACUGGCUGUUGCCAACAGACAUUCAGGCCGAAUCCAUUCCACUGAUUCUGGGCGGAGGAGACAUGGCUGCUGAGACUGGGAGUGGAAAAACUGGAGCCUUCAGUAUUCCAGUCAUCCAAAUAGUCUAUGAGACCCUUAAAGACCAGCAGGAGGGGAAGAAGGGACGCAGUGCUGUAAAGACAGGAGGAGCAGUUUUUAAUAAAUGGCAGAUGAACCCCUAUGACAGAAGUUCUGCAUUUGCUAUUGGUCCAGAUGGCCUGUGCUGUCAGAGCAGAGAGGUCAAAGAGUGGCAUGGCUGUCGUUCCACCAAAGCAGUCACAAAAGGGAAGUAUUAUUAUGAAGUAGCCUGUUAUGAUCAAGGGCUGUGCAGGCUGGGCUGGUCCACUGCCGAGGCAUCACUGGACUUGGGAACGGACAAAUAUGGAUUUGGCUUUGGGGGAACUGGAAAGAAAUCUCACAACAAGCAGUUUGAUAGUUACGGAGAGGAGUUCACUAUGCACGACACCAUCGGAUGCUACAUAGAUCUGGAUAAAUGCCAAGUGUCAUUCUCUAAAAAUGGUAAUGAUCUGGGUCUGGCUUUUGAGAUCCCUCCACAGCUGAAAAACCAGCCCUUCUUUGCUUCCUGUGUGCUGAAGAAUGCUGAACUGAAAUUCAACUUUGGUGAUGAACCUUUCAAAAACCAACCUAAAGAUGGAUACGUGGCCGUGAACCAGGCUUCAGACGGUCAUGUGGUCAAAUCCAGCCAGACAGGAAGUGCUAAAGUGAGUCAGGUCAAAUCCAUUUCUAACGCCCCCAGAGCUCUCAUCAUUGAGCCGUCUAAAGAGCUGGCUGAACAAACCCUCAAUAAUGUCAACCAGUUCAAGAAAUAAGAUGAUAACCCCAAACUGAGGGAUCUUCUGAUCAUUGGAGGAGUGGCUGCUAAAGAACAGCUCUCCAUUUUAGAAAGUGGAGUAAGUGUACAAAUC